Messenger RNA from Notechis scutatus (mainland tiger snake), 1244 nucleotides. The record is from RefSeq and is a predicted model, not a curated record. NCBI's taxonomy places the organism in Eukaryota, Metazoa, Chordata, Lepidosauria, Squamata, Elapidae.
AUGAGCAUUGAGCAGAGGGAAUUGGGGGAGGGCAGAAGUGGGAGGAAUCCCUCCCUUGGACACCCAGCAUGGGAGGGGCUCAGCCCCCUGACCUCCCUCGCCUCGCUUCCCCUGCAGGUGGGCCUUAACAUUCUCAUCCAGCGAGCCAACCACUUCACGCCAGCCACCCGGAUCCUGAUCCAGAGAUUCGUGCCAUUUCCUGCCGUAGCAAGUGCCAACAUUUGCAACGUGGUCCUGAUGAGACACACAGAACUGGAGGAAGGGAUCGACGUCCUGGAUGGGGAAGGGAACGUCGUUGGAUCGUCCCGGAUCGCUGCCAGACAUGCCCUGCUGGAGACGGCGCUCACCAGAGUGGUCCUGCCGAUGCCGAUCCUGGUUCUGCCUCCCAUCAUCAUGUCCCUCCUGGAGAAGACGGCUUUUCUGCGCUCCCGACCUCGGCUGCUUCUCCCAGUCCAAAGCCUCGUGUGCCUUGCCGCCUUCGGCCUUGCCCUGCCUUUGGCCAUCAGCCUCUUCCCCCAGAUGUCCGAGAUCGAGACCGCCCGCUUGGAGCCGGACAUCGCUCAGGCCACCGCCAGCCUGACCGUCACCUACAACAAAGGGCUGUAAAGCCGAAGCCAGCCCAGCCCUCAGCACCCAAGACGGUGGCAGCGGUAGCAGCAGCAGCGGCGGCGGAGGCACAGAGAGGCGCGAAGGGAGGAGGGGGGCUGGUGGGGAGGGGGCGGAAUACAAUAGGAAGGAGAAGACGAGGAAGCUGUGGCUUGUAACAUCUUCCCUCCGUCAAGAACGGAGUGUAAAUUAGCACUUUCCCGAGACCCGGUAUCUCACGUUGGUCGAAAAGAUUAAUAUUUAAAGUUCUCAAUUAGCGACAGUAACAGCACAAAGAGAAGAGGGGGGGGGGGGGGAGGAAGGAGGGGGGCGGGGGUGGGGGGGGGGGGGGGGGGGGGGGCUGUUGGAAAGUCUGACUUCCUCUGGCUCUGCUGAGCUCCAGGCCAGCCUGGCAACCCACCCCUCCACCCCCAACCAGAUGUUUGGGGGUGCAGCUUUCAGGAUCCCAGGCACCCAUGGCCAAGCAGGGAGGUGCAGUCCCAGAUAGUUUGGGGACGGGGGGGGGGGAAGCAACUGCAGAACUAUGGGGAGGGGGACCGCCCUGCUCCUCCUUUCAGGCUGGAGGGCCAAGCUGCAACUCUUUUGAGUAGGCGGCUUUUCAGUCCUGGCUGGAGCUGUGAGGGUCACUUUGAUCGUAA